Molecule: messenger RNA, 1732 nt
Organism: Tuber aestivum (summer truffle)
Lineage: Eukaryota; Fungi; Ascomycota; Pezizomycetes; Pezizales; Tuberaceae
Source: the annotation of a GenBank genome assembly
AAGGCCCGAGCAGAAUCGCGAAAACAUCAUCAGGUACGGCACCGGACCCCGGGGCGACGAACGACGGGCUGGCAGCGACUAUGAGGAACCGUCUUCCCAAGGGCCGCCAGUUCGUCAAACCUUCGGCUUGUUCAACUUUUUUCCUUCCUUCCUCCAAGGAAACCGUGGAGAUUCUGAGCGAAACAAAAUCUUUUGACAGGCUUCAGCACCGACGACCCCUGAGAAAGGGACGACUAUGGGGUCUACGUUUUCUCGCUGUACUCGAGUACACAUUCGCCCAGAUUCCCACUCGUCAAAAAAUAUUGAACACUGCUUCCGCCUCCAGCUUUGAACUCGCUUCGACACGGUCGAGCGUACCGGAGAGACUAAUACCACUUCUCCCGACCCCGCUCAUCGCAUUCGGCCCUCGAUCCCGCACUCGGCCUCCCACGUUUGUAUCUGGCUCCCAGUCUCCCCACCGCUCUUUACUUUCGAUCACUCAAACUUGGUCCCGUCCUCUCCUACCGCAUUCCGCCACCUGCCGCUUGCCAUUCAUACCCGGCCUUCUAGCCUUGAAACAAGUUUGCAGUCCGGUGAUAUUGGUUAAUAACCGAAUUCUCUCUUCAUUGCACGCUCGGCCACCAAAUGAAAAUGUAUCCGGCCGGGGGCCGGGAUGGCGAAGAUCGGGGGGGGUGCUCUGUGUGCCUUAUCUAUCUAGGUAAUAAAGCAUGUUACGUCAACAUAGCUAUUUGAUUUUGCUCCCUACAGUUAGCCUCUAACCCAGUUUCACUUCUCCCGUCACGAACACCAGGACCCACCGUCGGCCGCCUGAAACUCUGGAUAACACUCUCAACUCCUUUCUUCUCUUUCGUUCCCUCAUUCCCCACAGCCCACACCCAGCACUUCCUCAUCACUCAUUAGGAGGGUAGGAUGUCCCUGUUUCUAUAACGUGCCCGCAGGUGGCCUUUCGGGUUCCUUGCUAUGCUCACAAGAGCACCCCUUUCCCCUAGGUAGCCUACUUGUCUAUAAAGUAGUAGGGUUCGGCAACUACAGUGGAGCAGACCAUUGCUCCCCUGUUUCGUCCCUUACGGUUCAUCUCAUGAUUACCCCCUCCCCCGCCCCCCCUUCCCAAGGCUCUCUAGAGAUUGCUGCCCGUUUUAGAGACUGCUUGUUAGUCACAGCCCGCUACUUUUGCGCCCUCUUCUCCAGGACCCCCGAUCAUAUGAGUGAUUGUCCAAAAGGACUGGCUGGAGCAACAAUUCCACCCAAGUAUCACGAUAGCCUACCCCCCUCUUGCUCAGUCCACCGGACAUCUGGCCCUGGCACCGUCACCCCCCACCACCCCCUAAUGCCUUGGGUCCCACACAACCAAAUACCCUACUGUCCCAAGUAAAUCCCACGAUCCCCGAACUCCUUCCACACCAGGGCCUAACCUGCUAUCACGGGUUGCUCGCGUUGCCAGACCGAUUCUUUCAAUCCCCCCCGCUCAGAAUCGCGAGGGGCAACGCGUAGCGACACUCGACCCCACCCCUGUAUCUACACAUCUUGUUUUUGGGCUGCCGAGAGGGCUUUCUGAGGCGGACUUGGGAUGGUUCUUCCUGCAGCAGGGUGUAGUGCGGGAAGGUAAAGGAAAUAUCGCGAGGAGAAGCGCCUGGAGAGCGGUCCUAUAGUAUUGUAUGUUAGCAUAAAUAACCAAACAUAGCGACACCCCCAGCAUCGGAACCAAAUCAACUAAUGUUAUUUACUUAGUCCG